GAGAUGCUCUAUUCGUCAACUGGCAUCCUGAAAUACCAGUAGAUUUAAAACACUGACUCCUGGCCACACAUUUGCAGACAGGAGGGGGAAUAAGAGCAAAGCGGCUGGGCUUUUUUGUGGAGACAAGGGAUACUAGAGCAACGUCCUGCAGGAUAAGGGCGCGCCUAAACUACCAGAUUCAUGUGUUGUGAUUGAUUACCCCCGUGCUUACGAAAAUCUUGCAUAGAUUUAGGAGAUAUGUUGCGGCGAGUUGUGCGACAGAGCAAGUUCCGUCACGUGUUUGGUCAGGCCGUGAGGAACGACCAGUGCUACGAUGACAUCCGUGUCUCCAGGGUCACGUGGGACAGCUCCUUCUGUGCCGUCAACCCCAAGUUUGUUGCCAUCAUCAUAGAGGCCAGUGGGGGAGGAGCUUUUCUUGUCCUUCCUCUACAAAAGACUGGCCGCAUAGACAAGGUCUACCCGACAGUAUGCGGUCACACGGGCCCAGUGUUGGACAUCGACUGGUGUCCUCAUAAUGACCAUGUCAUUGCGAGCGGCUCGGAGGACUGCACGGUCAUGGUCUGGCAGAUCCCUGAGAACGGGCUGGAGACUCCCCUCUCAGACCCUGUGGUCGUGUUAGAGGGCCACUCUAAGAGGGUUGGCAUCGUGUCUUGGCAUCCCACCGCUCGCAACGUUCUCCUCAGCGCAGGGUGUGACAACCAGAUCAUCAUCUGGAAUGUGGGCACAGGAGAGGCCAUGAUCAACCUGGAGGACAUGCACCCUGAUGUUAUCUUUAGUGUCAGCUGGAGCCGCAAUGGCAGCCUAAUCUGCACCGCCUGCAAGGACAAGAAGGUCCGCGUCAUCGACCCCCGUAAGAAAAAGAUUGUGGCGGAGAAGGACAAGGCCCAUGAGGGAGCUCGACCAAUGAGAGCGAUCUUUUUAGCAGAUGGAAACAUUUUCACCACUGGAUUCAGCCGCAUGAGCGAGCGCCAGCUAGCCCUGUGGAAAAGUGACAACAUGGAUGAGCCAAUAUGUGUUCAAGAGAUGGACACCAGUAAUGGAGUUCUGCUGCCCUUCUAUGACUCUGACACCAAUGUAGUCUACCUGUGUGGAAAGGGUGACAGCAGCAUUCGGUACUUUGAGAUCACAGAUGAGGCACCGUUUGUUCACUACCUCAACACCUUUUCCACCAAGGAGCCCCAGAGGGGAAUGGGAUACAUGCCCAAAAGAGGCCUGGACGUCAACAAAUGUGAAAUUGCGAGGUUUUACAAAUUGCAUGAGAGAAAAUGUGAACCAAUCAUCAUGACAGUCCCACGUAAGUCGGAUCUGUUCCAGGACGACCUGUAUCCGGACACAGCCGGCCCCGAUCCCGCCCUGGAGGCAGAGGAGUGGUUUGCUGGCAAGAACGGAGGCCCCAUCCUUAUUUCCCUCAAAGACGGCUACGUCUCCACAAAGAACCGCGAUCUCAAAGUGGUCAAGACGAACGUCCUGGAGACCAAGCCGGCCACAAAAGCAGAGAACAUCUCGACUGUCCAGAAGCUUGCCUCUCAGCAUGCCUCACAGCCCUCAGUAAAAAUGGAAGACAAACUGGAAGAGGUACUCCGAGAGUUCAAGUCACUCAGGGACCGCGUCAUCCUUCAAGACCGUCGAAUCGCCAGACUGGAAGAGCAGGUUGCCAAGGUUGCCAUGUAAGACGCGGCCCCUUCCCAGGACCGUUCGUUGCUUUGGAGAGAAUCGAAUGGACGGGGAGGGGGGGGAGGGGGGGGUCAGCCACGCCCAGAUUCUCAAGAUUCGGAUCCCUUCAGCUUGGCAUCGUCCCUGCGACGAGUCCAGGCCCACAUUCCAAGAUGAACUUUAUUUUUCCUCAUCAAGCCUCCGGUUUCACACUUCGCCCUGACACACACAGAGAAAAGGAAAAACUCUUGCAGCUCAUGUACACAUUUGAAGAAAAGACAUUUUUGUUGAAGGAACAGUCUUAACUUUUAUUUUCUGAUUGUGGUAAAACAUUCUUAUGUGAAGUUUGUACUUACUACUCAAAAACUGUAUGUAGCAUCCAGUAUUUCCAUUGUCCUUUUUUUUUUUGUUUGUUUUGCCAAAUAUAAUUGUGUGCGGUUUCAUGCACUGCUUUUACACUUAUUUUCUCUCCUGUUGUACAUUCCAGUCACAACCUGGUAGAAUAAGUUAGUCAAGCUGGAUUUUUUUUAAACAAUAGCUGUUAAACUUUUUUUUUUUUUUCCUCCCACCAGUUUGCUCAUUGAUAACCAUCAGAUUUAUGAAUGUGGAAGAAUUCCUUCUAAAACAUUUUGUUCUUGUUCUUCUGGGAUUGAAAUUUAAC
Molecule: messenger RNA, 2314 nt
Organism: Seriola dumerili (greater amberjack)
Lineage: Eukaryota; Metazoa; Chordata; Actinopteri; Carangiformes; Carangidae
Product: coronin-1C-like
Exons: 11
Coding region: 238-1671 (477 amino acids)
Biological process (GO): actin filament organization; cell migration
Molecular function (GO): actin filament binding
Source: RefSeq, a predicted model, not a curated record